CUUAAUGCCUCCACAUGCCCCCACUAGUGCCUAGUGUGUGAUGGAACUUUUUUCCCCUCUCUCCUAAAAGAGAUGUCCACAGUUGUGAGCUGCUUUAACAAGCGUGCACAAAAAUUGCUUGAGCUACACUUAGCAUCAAGCUUCCGAAAUUACUUCAUGUGGAAAGGAAGGAAUCAUGUUUCUUUAAUUCAAGAAGGCAAGGACUUAGUUACCUAUGCAAUAAUUGAUGCCAUUGCUAUCAGAAAAAUUCUAAAGAAGUAUGACAACGUCCAUUACUGUAGACAAGGCCAGGCUUUCAAAUCGCAAGCUCAAAGUAUGCAUAUUGAGAUCCUUCAAUCUCCUUGGCUGUGGGGGCUGAUGGACUUCCACAUCAACUUGAGGGAAACUAGGGCUAAAGCAAAGGCAGUCACAGGACUUCUUGAAAGCUGCUCACUUGUGUUCAAUGAUGGCAAGCCAUCACUCUCUUGUGCAAUCUUUGAUUCAGUGAAGCUCGAUAUUGAUCUCACUUGUUCUAUAUGCUUGGACACAAUGUUUGAUCCGAUGUCUCUUACAUGUGGCCAUAUCUUCUGUUACAUGUGUGCAUGCUCUGCAGCAUUAGUGACCAUUGUGGAUGGACUAAAGGAAUCAAAUCCUAAAGCAAAAUGCCCUCUUUGUCUAGAGGUUAAAGUUUUUAAAGGUUUUGUAUCUAUGAAUGAGCUUAACAUUUUAUUAAGUCGAAGUUGCCAUGAAUAUUGGGAAGAACGGCUUCAGACAGAAAGAAGAGAGCGGAUUAAGCAGGCAAAGCAAUAUUGGGAAUCCCAAUGUCGAGCUUUCAUGGGAGUUUGGUUGAAAAUUUAAGAUUUCAAGUAAUCCCUCAGUCUUGGUGACAAUCCAUAAAUAGAUUUAGAGUCUUGGGAUUCAUUUGAAACUUUCUUGGUUCUU
Messenger RNA from Telopea speciosissima, 921 nucleotides. Its product is annotated as probable E3 ubiquitin-protein ligase BAH1-like 1. The transcript has 7 exons. Bases 73 to 837 code for a protein of 254 amino acids. The record is from RefSeq and is a predicted model, not a curated record. NCBI's taxonomy places the organism in Eukaryota, Viridiplantae, Streptophyta, Magnoliopsida, Proteales, Proteaceae.